Molecule: messenger RNA, 1687 nt
Organism: Paramacrobiotus metropolitanus
Lineage: Eukaryota; Metazoa; Tardigrada; Eutardigrada; Parachela; Macrobiotidae
Exons: 5
Coding region: 753-1553 (266 amino acids)
Source: RefSeq, a predicted model, not a curated record
UCUUCCCAAUUUGAGAUCUCCAUCAUCUUCGCAGUUAACAAAUAACCGCUUCAUUUCUUGGGACAGAACAUUAACGGAUGUGUGUGGGACAAUAUUGUGGCGGCAUGGACGACGACUAUCACCGACACCGGUAAUCACAGCGAUAUUAUGGAAGUCGCCGCUGUUAGCGACACACGCAGUCAUUUGGGGUACGCCGGCGCUGUUGCCACCGUCUGUACCACGGCUGUCCUGACGAUCUCCGUAGGCUUCUCAUUAUUCGUUAACCGGUGCUGGCAGUAUUCGGUAUGGAAUCAGCACACACACUGCUGUGAGCACAUUCGCGCCUUCUUUAUCCGUGACCAGCGCAGAGACCCGACCGAGAAGUCCAAUAUAAAAAUGUUUCUACUGACCAUCGGGUUCGCGGGGCUUACGGCGGUUUUAACGGUUCUCGUGUUUGUCGGCUUUUUCGUCUGGUUGGCGUUGUGGGCCUUGCCUGUUGUAGUUCUGUGCGGCGCCGCUGCCGUAUUGACCAUUCACAAUGUCGGACAGGAGGCCGUGUUUCCUUGUUGUGUUUUAUGGGUGUACAUCCUGAGUAUUCACUGUACCGGACGCAUUUGGGGUUGGUGGAUGAAGGAGACUUACUUCAGCUGCAUUAACAAAACAUUCAGGGGAAUGUGUGGUGCUGCACUGGUUCUGGAAUUAUCUGAGGUUCAAAGCGUUCCGCUUCCAGCGGCAAGCCUCGGAAAUCCCGCAAAUUAACACCAAAAGAACAGAUGGAAGAGCGGAAAUUUCUUAGUCAGCCCGCAUUAAACUUGAAAUUUGGUGCAUUUGAAUUUUGGGAUCGCUAUGAUUUUAAUUAUAACCGUUCCUGCGAUCAAAUUGAAACGGGUCUAGAAUACUCCCAGGCUAUUUUAUCGUACUGGGUGGAUGUGGGAUACACGCGCUGGAAUACCACCCAACCGGCCUUGCUGUCCCUGCUCGCGUCCACCUUUUCUCCUCACACGGAUAUGUUCCUCCGAGGCUGGAUUGAGUUACUGUCAAACAUCGCGUUGGCACCGUUGAUAUACUUGCUUAUCCGGGUUAUUCGUUGGGUUUACAAGCGCUAUUUGCGUGCUGGUCGGGUUGGGGACCGCACUCCGGUCCCAACGGAGGCCGACGAUCAAGCCGAACAACCCGACGAAACCUCUGGAGACGGUUGUAUUGCUACGGCCGAUGGGGAUUCUCAAGCGGGCGACAACAGCACCGCUAUCACCAUGGACAACACUGUGGACGACUCGUCGCACCAGCUUCGCUGCUUUUGCGCUCCAUCGGUCCUUGUGGUAGCGUUAAUGGUGAUUAUGGCCCGUCAAAGUUUAUGCUGGAUCAAUCUUCCAUAUCCGCUGGUGCAACUAUUCGUUCCGGAAUCGCUACAACUGUGGGCCCUGCUCCUGCUGCUGACCAUCUAUUCAACAUGGAUCAUUUGGAAAUUCGCUGUUGACGUGCGCCAGAUUCGCCAGGAACAACAGAUGCUGAUUCCACCGCCAGGCGCAGUUGACAAGGGUCCUUGUCAGAUGUUUGCGCGGGCCCUGGGCUGAUGUAAAUCUUGUGUAAAAUACCGGAAACGGUUUCACCUUUUUUGACCGACAAAAUGCUUACCGGAUAAGUUGAUCAUUGAACGACAUUUUCGUGAUCAAUAUUUUCUGAUCAUUUUGACUGGAGAAUAGUUUUC